Meleagris gallopavo (turkey) is the source of this 3148-nucleotide messenger RNA. RefSeq names its product calsequestrin 2 (gene CASQ2). Gene Ontology annotation, cellular component: Z disc; sarcoplasmic reticulum lumen. Gene Ontology annotation, biological process: regulation of cardiac muscle contraction by regulation of the release of sequestered calcium ion. NCBI's taxonomy places the organism in Eukaryota, Metazoa, Chordata, Aves, Galliformes, Phasianidae. The record is from RefSeq and is a predicted model, not a curated record. Gene Ontology annotation, molecular function: calcium ion binding.
UCUGUCUCUUUGUUGUGAGCCCAGGACAGCAAAGUUUGUUGCUUGCCACCAGCCUUGCAGAGCUUGGACUGAACACUAGGAAGGCAGCAGAAAGAGAAAGUCGGUGCAGACUCCCACUGGAGCCCUUGGCCUCCUUCUCUUCCCAAACUGAGAAGGAGAGAGACUUUUGCCAGCGCUGCACUGAACUCCAAGGGUUCCCCAAUGAGAGCGACUUGCUGGAUCCUGGCAGGCUUUUGCUUGCUUUUCUGCUGCAAGGCAGAAGAAGGACUGAAUUUCCCCACGUAUGAUGGGAAAGACCGAGUGAUCGACCUGAACGAGAAGAACUACAAGCAUGCCCUGAAGAAGUAUGACAUGCUUUGUCUGCUCUUCCAUGAGCCCGUGAGCUCUGACAGGGUGUCCCAGAAGCAGUUCCAGAUGACAGAGAUGGUCCUGGAGCUGGCAGCUCAGGUCCUGGAGCCUAGGAGCAUCGGCUUUGGGAUGGUGGAUUCCAAGAAGGAUGCCAAACUCGCCAAAAAGCUAGGCUUGGUUGAGGAGGGAAGUCUCUAUGUCUUUAAGGAGGAACGGUUGAUUGAAUUUGACGGGGAACUGGCCACGGAUGUCUUGGUGGAAUUCCUCUUGGAUUUGCUAGAAGACCCUGUUGAAAUCAUAAACAGCAAGCUGGAGCUUCAAGCCUUUGACCAAAUUGAUGACGAAAUCAAACUGAUCGGCUACUUCAAAGGAGAAGACUCUGAACAUUACAAGGCAUUUGAAGAGGCUGCUGAACACUUCCAACCAUACAUCAAAUUCUUUGCCACAUUUGACAAAGGGGUUGCUAAGAAACUGGGUCUGAAGAUGAACGAGGUGGACUUCUAUGAACCAUUCAUGGAUGAUCCUGUUCACAUCCCCGAUAAACCUUACACAGAAGAGGAGCUGGUUGAAUUUGUGAAGGAGCACAAAAGAGCCACCUUGCGGAAGCUGCGCCCAGAAGAUAUGUUUGAGACAUGGGAAGAUGACAUGGAAGGAAUCCAUAUCGUGGCCUUUGCUGAAGAAGAUGACCCAGACGGCUUUGAGUUCCUGGAAAUCCUGAAGCAGGUUGCCAGGGACAACACUGAUAAUCCUGACCUGAGCAUUGUGUGGAUCGACCCUGACGACUUUCCUCUGCUUAUCACUUACUGGGAGAAGACCUUCAAGAUUGACCUGUUCAGGCCGCAGAUUGGGAUUGUGAAUGUCACAGACGCUGAUAGUGUCUGGAUGGAGAUCAGAGACGAUGAUGACCUGCCCACAGCCGAGGAGUUGGAGGACUGGAUAGAGGACGUGCUUUCUGGGAAGAUAAAUACUGAAGAUGAUGAUGAUGAUGAUGACGAUGAUGAUGACGACGAUGACGACGAUGAUGAUGACGACGAUGACGACGACGAUGAUGAUGACGAUGAUGAUGAUGACUAACUGUGACUCUGUACAGUUUGACUUGUGGAGGCUGAGAGGCCUCCCCCUGUGGCAGGUCCCUUCAUCAGAAGACCUGUGUUUGAGCGUCAGCAAGCACCGCCUGCUCCUCCUUUCCCCCUUGCCCCGCUCCCCCUGCCCCUGCUGGGACUCCCGGCCUGAUUCUCAGAGGUGCUGAGCCACCAGGACUGCCACCUUGGUGGGUGGCACCAGCAGGUGCCCAGCACCGCUGUAAAUCAUGCCUCCGUAGAAAGGACAAUAGGAAUCUGUAGGGAACCUGCCCCAGUGCCCAGUGCAGGAGGAAAGCACCUGCAUGCUCACUGCCGGAGGGAUACAGGGAGCCAGUUUGUAUUUUCCAUGCUCAUCAGCCCAUCAGUACAUCCAAAGACCAAAUCUCACUCGAUACAGAGGGAAGGUCACUGUAAAGUUUAGUCCUUUCAUUAAACAAAAUGCCCUUUGCAGCUACUCUGCCAAGACCACUGGAUCCUGAUAGUUCUGCUAUAGGAGUGUAAAGCUACUUGUUAACAUACUAGAAGCAGCAGAACAUUUGAGGGGGGGAAGACAGUUCUAGGAACGCUAAUUAGUGUUCCUAAAAUAAUUUUUAGUGUCAUAAAAUGACAGUAUCUGACAGAGGAUACAAAACCCAACACCACAGUCCCUAUCUGACACGCUUUCUUCAAGCAAAAAAUAGAGUAAGUGCAGGUGGUUUUAGAUGGGACAGUACAGCUUGCAAGUUCUUGAGCUUGGAAGUUUCUGAAUGCUGGAAAGGCUGAUGCAAGUAUGAGUCCAGACUCUUGAGGAUGAAGAUCACUGCACUGAGCCUGACUGUUGGUUCUUAAUCUUGGGGAAACACCGGAGCUGACCUCAGGCCAGUUCCAAACAUCUGCAGGCAGGUCCGGGCUGAAGUGGUGAAUGAAAUAGCACACUUCUGCCUAUAGAAACCUUCAUAGGGGCUCACCCUGAAGCCUUCCUAUUCCCCAUGACCUUCCAGCUUUAGGUGAGUUUUAACCAAAAUUCCAUGUAGCAUCUUUUCCCAUGACCAAGGUGUUAGGAAGGAACAUAUCCAUCCAACCAUACUAGAUGCUGGAUUAAGUGAGUUGGGCAAUGAGCAACGAAAGCAUUCAAGCUGGUCAACUUUUACAUAUUCAGUUGCAAAUUCAAUUCCUGCUUAAAGACUUGGAUGUCCCACGGUAGCCUGUGAGAAGCCUCUUCCACACUGAGGUGGAGCUCAUGGCAUCAGCUUGCAGCAAAGGGGGCCAUGAGGUAAAGGGCCAGUGACUGAGUCCCAGUGAGUGCCGCUCCAUCCAUGUGCAGGUCACUUCAACAGCAUUAGGUCUCCCUGCUUUCCCAUGCCAGCAGAUUUCAAUUGUCUUAGCUUCUUAGGUUUGACAAUAGUGCAAUGAAUGGAGAGCUUGGAGAUGCUUUAUCUUUAUAAAUACUUUAUAAAUAUGUUUUCCAGUAAUUCAGACAGUAGCAGAGGUGGGAUGUACAUGUCCUCUCCUGAAACAAUCCAAAAACAUUGUUCUGGUCUUUCUUAAGAAAACUGGCUUAUGUCAGAGAUAAGUGAUGUUAGUGGAAAUAAUAGUGCAAGGAACAAGAGAUUCAGUGCACGCUGUAUGAAAAUGAAUCAGCCUGACGAGAAACAAGGUUUACACACCAUAUAUUUCCUUCAUUGGAUAAGCUGCAAAGCAAGAUUUUAUAGAUUUCUUUUUCUCCUUUAUGUUGGUCA